ACUUUUCCUCAUAUCAGAGCGAUGUGUGCGGGUGCUUUUGAAUCGACGACUACGGUGCUUUCCUCCGGAGGAGCUGGAAGUAUUAGCGCAAAGAGACAAAGGGUGCCAAAUUAGUCGGUGCUAGCUAACGCGUCCGGUAGAAGGUGGAGAACGUACGACUCACUCACACGUUCGGCAUUUUUCGGAGAUCAUAAGGAGACGGAACAUUGGUAUUAAUUACUGAUGCGCACUAGCAGACCGAAGAAGAGAGGUCUGUCAAAGUACACUGCGGUUUUUAAUAUUGGAUUCAUACUCUCUCCAUUGUCUUCACUGCUUCAAACAAAGACGGAAAUAUGGAGCUCUUGUUUAGAAUAGCCUUGUCCUGUGUGAGUCUCUCAAUGGUAGCAGGAGUGACCAUGAUUCAGUUGUCACUCUUGAGUUAUCAUAAUCCCGCCAGCCGACUGAGUGGAGGGGACUGCUGCGAUGCCGGUGCAUCAGGGGGAUGCAGAGACAAGUGUGAUAACAGGUUCGAGAUUUGCGUCUCUCGUUCGGGGAGUGACGUCGACAUGACAUUGUGCUCUUUCUUCUCGGCGAAUACGACGAAGCUAGUGGACAACUCGGAUGAAAUCACGUUUCCUACUUCCUUACUGAUGCAAGAUGGCAGCAGUCUUCCGAAUCCAUUGACUAUCUCCAUACCUGAUGCAUGGGGAGGUGUUCGAUUCAAGGUGCGCGUCUGGGACGUCGACGUAGUGGGUGAGCAAGAAGUGGAUAUUUUGACGAAAAAUAUCAAUUAUUACCCAGACCCCAACCUUGCGUACACUGUCCAAUGGAGACCCACGCUGUCUGGAACAGGCGAUGGAAAGUUGAAGACAGGAAUGAGAGUCUACUGUGGGGAUGGGUACUUUGGCCCUCGGUGCCAUGUCUACUGUACGGAUAGUGCUACAUACACCUGUGAACCAUUCACGGGUAAGAAGCUCUGUGUACCAGGUUGGGGCGGCAUAGAGUGUGACGAGGACAUAGCUGAAUGUGCAUCAUCCCCGUGCCAGCAAGGAGGUGCAUGCAUCGACCUUGUAAACAGUUACCGUUGCGAAUGUAUUCCAGGGACCUUUGGUACUCUGUGUGAAAACAACCAUAACAACUGUACCAGUGUAGAAUGUCAGAACGGCGGCACUUGCCAAGAUCAACUCAAUGACUUUCAGUGCACCUGUACUGAGAAUUUCCAAGGUCGUUUCUGCGAGAGUCUCUCAAUGGUAGCAGGGGUGACCAUGAUUCAGUUGUCACUCUUGAGUUAUCAUAAUCCCACCAGCCGACUGAGUGGAGGGGACUGCUGCGAUGCCGGUGCAUCAGGGGUAUGCAGAGACAAGUGUGAUAACAGGUUCGAGAUCUGCGUCUCUCGUCCGGGGAGUGACGUCGACAUGACACUGUGCUCCUUCUUCUCGGCGAAUACAACGAAGAUAGUGGACAACUCGGAUCAAAUCACGUUCCCUUCUUCCUUACUGAUGCAAGAUGGCAGCAGUCUUCCGAAUCCACUGACUAUCUCCAUACCUGAUACAUGGGGAGGUGUUCGAUUCAAGGUGCGCGUCUGGGACGUCGACGUAGUGGGUGAGCAAGAAGUGGAUAUUUUGACGAAAAAUAUCAAUUAUUACCCAGACCCCAACCUUGCGUACACCAUCCAAUGGAAACCCAAUCUGUCUGGAACAGGCGAUAGAAAGUUGAAGACAGGAAUGAGAGUCUACUGUGGGGAUGGGUACUUUGGCCCUCGGUGUCAUAUCUACUGUGCGGAUAGUGCUACAUACACCUGUGAACAAUUCACGGGUAAGAAGCUCUGUGUACCAGGUUGGGGCGGCAUAGAGUGUGACGAGGACAUAGCUGAAUGUGCAUCAUCCCCGUGCCAGCAAGGAGGUGCAUGCAUCAACCUUGUAAACAGUUACCGUUGCGAAUGUAUUCCAGGGACCUUUGGUGCUCUGUGUGAAAACAACCAUAACGACUGUACCAGUGUAGAAUGUCAGAACGGCGGCACUUGCCAAGAUCAACUCAAUGACUUUCAGUGCACCUGUACUGAGAAUUUCCAAGGUCGUUUCUGCGAGAGUCUCUCAAUGGUAGCAGGGGUGACCAUGAUUCAGUUGUCACUCUUGAGCUACCAUAAUCCCGCCAGCCGACUGAGUGGAGGGGACUGCUGCGAUGCCGGUGCGUCGGAGGUAUGCAGUGACAAGUGUGAUAACAGGUUCGAGAUCUGCGUCUCUCGUCCGGGGAGUGACGUCGACAUGACACUGUGCUCUUUCUUCUCGGCGAAUACGACGAAGAUAGUGGACAACUCGGAUCAAAUCACGUUUCCUUCUUCCUUACUGAUGCAAGAUGGCAGCAGUCUUCCGAAUCCACUGACUAUCUCCAUACCUGAUGCAUGGGGAGGUGUUCGAUUCAAGGUGCGCGUCUGGGACGUCGACGUAGUGGGUGAGCAAGAAGUGGAUAUUUUGACGAAAAAUAUCAAUUUUUACCCAGACCCCAACCUUGCGUACACUGUCCAAUGGAAACCCAAUCUGUCUGGAACAGGCGAUAGAAAGUUGAAGACAGGAAUGAGAGUCUACUGUGGGGAUGGGUCCUAUGGCCCUCGGUGUCAUGUCUACUGUACGGAUAGUGCUACAUACACCUGUGAACCAUUCACGGGUAAGAAGCUCUGUGUACCAGGUUGGGGCGGCAUAGAGUGUGACGAGGACAUAGCUGAAUGUGCAUCAUCCCCGUGCCAGCAAGGAGGUGCAUGCAUCGACCUUGUAAACAGUUACCGUUGCGAAUGUAUUCCAGGGACCUUUGGUGCUCUGUGUGAAAACAACCAUAACGACUGUACCAGUGUAGAAUGUCAGAACGGCGGCACUUGCCAAGAUCAACUCAAUGACUUUCAGUGCACCUGUACUGAGAAUUUCCAAGGUCGUUUCUGCGAGAGUCUCUCAAUGGUAGCAGGGGUGACCAUGAUUCAGUUGUCACUCUUGAGUUAUCAUAAUCCCACCAGCCGACUGAGUGGAGGGGACUGCUGCGAUGCCGGUGCAUCAGGGGUAUGCAGAGACAAGUGUGAUAACAGGUUCGAGAUCUGCGUCUCUCGUCAGGGGAGUGACGUCGACAUGACACUGUGCUCAUUCUUCUCGGCGAAUACAACGAAGAUAGUGGACAACUCGGAUCAAAUCACGUUUCCUUCUUCCUUACUGAUGCAAGAUGGCAGCAGUCUUCCGAAUCCACUGACUAUCUCCAUACCUGAUACAUGGGGAGGUGUUCGAUUCAAGGUGCGCGUCUGGGACGUCGACGUAGUGGGUGAGCAAGAAGUGGAUAUUUUGACGAAAAAUAUCAAUUAUUACCCAGACCCCAACCUUGCGUACACCAUCCAAUGGAAACCCAAUCUGUCUGGAACAGGCGAUAGAAAGUUGAAGACAGGAAUGAGAGUCUACUGUGGGGAUGGGUACUUUGGCCCUCGGUGUCAUAUCUACUGUGCGGAUAGUGCUACAUACACCUGUGAACAAUUCACGGGUAAGAAGCUCUGUGUACCAGGUUGGGGCGGCAUAGAGUGUGACGAGGACAGAGCUGAAUGUGCAUCAUCCCCGUGCCAGCAAGGAGGUGCAUGCAUCGACCUUGUAAACAGUUACCGUUGCGAAUGUAUUCCAGGGACCUUUGGUGCUCUGUGUGAAAACAACCAUAACGACUGUACCAGUGUAGAAUGUCAGAACGGCGGCACUUGCCAAGAUCAACUCAAUGACUUUCAGUGCACCUGUACUGAGAAUUUCCAAGGUCGUUUCUGCGAGGUCCUGCGAGGAAAAUAGAUGUGCAGUUCUGGCUUAUAAUCUGAAAUUGUUGUUUCGUGUACUGUACAUGCAUUUUUUUUUGGAAAAACAUGUUGAUAUUACCAGAUAGAGGUUAUUUUUGGAUUUUUUGGUUGUGAUUUAAAAUCCC
This is a messenger RNA of Strongylocentrotus purpuratus (purple sea urchin), 3912 nucleotides long. Its product is annotated as neurogenic locus notch homolog protein 1. Gene Ontology annotation, molecular function: Notch binding; calcium ion binding. The coding region runs from base 333 to 3782 and encodes 1149 amino acids. The transcript has 25 exons. The record is from RefSeq and is a predicted model, not a curated record. NCBI's taxonomy places the organism in Eukaryota, Metazoa, Echinodermata, Echinoidea, Camarodonta, Strongylocentrotidae. Gene Ontology annotation, biological process: multicellular organism development; Notch signaling pathway; cell communication. Gene Ontology annotation, cellular component: membrane.